AUGUAUAUCAAUUUCGCCCACUGUAUCAUCCCGAAAAUCUCGGCCGUUUGCUCGGUUUUGGUUAAUCCAUUCACAGUUUAUAUUGUGUGGAAUGAUAAGAAACUUCAACUCGGAAACUAUCGCUAUCUGCUACUUUAUUUUGCUCUGUUCAAUAUACUCACAUCGAUAAUGGAUAUGCUUGUGCCAAUGUGCGUUUUAAAUUAUCGCUAUGCGUUUUCAGUUUUUGUUUCCGAUGGAUUUUUUGAAGAGUAUUCCGAUUAUCAUCAGUUCAUUAUUGCGUUCCGAUGUAGUCUGAUUUCUGGAGCUUAUGCAGUUCUGCACUCCCACUUUUUGUAUAGGUUUUUUGUUUUGUUCAACAAUCAGUUUCUGACACGAUGGUUCAUGCCUUAUGGACUUCUCACUUCCAUAUUUUAUCUUAUUUUUCAUGUCAUUUUCUGGACUAUUUGUUGUUGGAAAUACAUUGGUGGAGACUAUGAUCGACGUCUAUACAUUCGUGAAUCAAUGUUUGAGCAUCAUGGAGUAGAUGUUAUGAAUAUUACUAUAAUCAUUGCUCAAUAUUUUGAAGGAACUCCAAAUGCCAUGCGAUUAUCAAGAAUUGGAAUUGGAUCUAUGUCAGUACUGUCUAUAAUUUCACUUGCUUUCAUUUUCUACUUCGGAUACAAAAUAUGCCACAAAUUAAGCAGUCAGAGUUCUGAUAUGAGUGAAAAAACUAAAAAACUUCAAACUCAAUUAAUGAAAGCUCUGACUGUUCAAGCAAUAAUUCCGACUUGUGUGAGUUUUGCGCCAUGCCUCUUUGCUUGGUAUCAACCAGUUUUUGGAUUGGAUUUGGGAAGAUGGAUUCAAUUUGCUGCUGGAAUUGCUGUGGCCACAUUUCCAGCCCUUGAUCCACUGGCUCUCAUUUAUUUUGUACCAACGUUCCGGAGAAAGUUUAUAGAAAAGUUGAUGUUUUUCAAGUUUACGAAAAAGAAUCAAACAGCGUGCUCUCAAGUAUCCAAUAUACAAGGGACCAGCGAAGGGACUCAAAAAUAAAUUAAAAUGCAUUGAUAUUUCUGAUAAAGCAGAUCAAUUAAAU
Molecule: messenger RNA, 1072 nt
Organism: Caenorhabditis elegans
Lineage: Eukaryota; Metazoa; Nematoda; Chromadorea; Rhabditida; Rhabditidae
Gene: srj-22
Product: Serpentine Receptor, class J
Exons: 6
Coding region: 1-1029 (342 amino acids)
Source: RefSeq, marked reviewed